AUGACGACCAAAGCUGAACACCACAACGAAGGGCCUCAAUGGCCCGCGGCCUGCAUCGACGUCUUACAAGCGAUGAGAUUGGCUGCAAUACAAUCAGCCCCGAAGCUGCUCAGCUCGUGGCUGUACGUCCCCUUUGGCAUCAUGACGAUGCUCGCCGUGUGCUUUGGCGUCACCGUCCUUUUCGACACGGCGGGCGUCUCGUUUCCAGCGUCGGUGGCCUGCCUGAUCAUCCUAUUUUUCGGACUUCUGCUCUCCGAGCUAGUGCUGGGAAGCCACAGGACCAAGGCCAUCGUCGCCGUUAUCGAAGUGCCGGCGGGAUGGUCCCUCCGUUGGAUCAACAUCAUGUUCACGCCGGCCUUUAUCAUGCUGCCCCUGAGUCCGCCCGUCGGAAUCAUUGAAGUCAUGAAGAUGAUCGCCGUCUUCGUCAUCGGCUUCGUCGCCAUGAUGGCUCUGGCCGCGUACCUCACCCGUGGCCUCCAGCUCCUCCUCGGCUCGUCGAAGCGUGCCAUCACCGAGCGCGCAGAGGAGAUGGGCAACGAGACCGACGACAUUCCCCUCGCCGACACCCCUCCGCGGACCGAUUCGGUCCCGGGAUCGCGCACCAUCUCCGCCGCCCCGUCGUCGUUGUCUCUCAACACCCUCGCGCCACCCCCGCUGUCGCUCAACGCGUCCCACAACUUCCUGCCCGAAGCAAGCUCGCCCAUCAGGCCGUCGGGUGUGGAAAGCGACGGAGCCGAGAGUCCUCAGAACCAUCAGCUCCCGCCGCAAGUCCCUGUACCGAUGCCCCGAGCUCAGCUCUUGGCGGCAUGGAUUUGCGGGCACUUGAACUGGGUCAUCUACGCCUCCGUGUUCACCUUCGCUGGUUUGCCUCUCUACUACACUACAGGGUACGCCAUGCCUCUCCACCUGAGUCUCAUUCUGCUCAUCUACUUCGCCGCCAUGUCGAUCCCUGAGCACUGGCGACAGUACCUCCACCCUGUGCUCGUCACCUCCCUGUUCUCCGUCCUCGGGAUCUGGGCCCUCGCCGCCGUCAAGGGCGACGACCUCCCGGGCACCCUGCGGUCGUUCCGGACGGGCGCCAACUACACCUACCUCUGGCUCCACACGAGCUCGGGCCGCUCGCCCGGCGCGGGCGACAUCCUCGGCACCGUCCUCGACGCGAGCAUCGUAUCCCUCGCGCUGCCAAUGUACCAGUACCGCCGCGAGCUGAGGCAGAACUUCACGGCCAUCGUGGUGCCCAACGUCGCCAUGGCCGUCGGCUGCCUCUUCUCGUACCCCGCGAUCUGCUACGCCAUCGGCAUCGGCGCGGAGCGGUCGCUGGCGUUCGCCUCCCGCAGCUUGACACUCGCCCUGGCGAUCCCCGCGACGGAGAACUUGGGAGGCGACCUCAACACCGUCGCCGCUGUGGGCAUCAUGAGCGGAAUCGUCGGGGUGCUGUUCGGCCAGCGCAUAUUGGCCUGGCUGAGGAUACCCGAAGAUGACUACAUCACCCGCGGCGUCACGCUGGGCGCGAACUCGUCUGCCAUCGCCACGGCCUUGCUUCUCCGAACCGAUCCGCGCGCGGCCGCGCUGUCGAGUCUGUCGAUGAGCCUGUUCGGCACCAUCACCGUCUUGUUCACAUCCAUACCGCCGAUCGCGGGCGUUGUGAAGUCGUUGGUUACCUGA
Colletotrichum graminicola M1.001 is the source of this 1665-nucleotide messenger RNA. RefSeq lists its product as uncharacterized. NCBI's taxonomy places the organism in Eukaryota, Fungi, Ascomycota, Sordariomycetes, Glomerellales, Glomerellaceae. Bases 1 to 1665 code for a protein of 554 amino acids. The record is from RefSeq and is a predicted model, not a curated record. The transcript has 5 exons.